CGUCCCUGUUUCGCUAGUAUUCAAGUGCAACUCAAUGAGUGAGUUAAAACGUUGUCGCAUCAAAUACUGUCGCAAAUAAAGACGUCAGUAAAAUGCAGUACGACACGACGAAUAUUUUAGGAAGGGGUGGAUACGGUUUCGUGUUUCUUGGUACAUUCAAAGGCCAAAAAGUUGCAAUCAAACGGAUUCAGAAGAUUGGUGAACAAGUCAGCCCAGACAACGAGCUUAAAGCUCUUCAAGAAUUAGACCAUCCGAAUGUUGUCAAACUGCUUCAUUUCGAAAGCGAUGACAAUUUCAAAUAUUUUGUUUUGGAAUUUUGCGACGCAUCAUUGGAUAAGCUGUUCUUAAAACCAAACGAUCCAAAGAAUUACAAAGGACCUAUACCACUCCCUAUCGAAAUGUUCCUUCACUUAGCUGCAGGCCUUGCCUAUAUCCAUUCGCGCGAUUUUACUCACCGAGAUAUAAAACCGGCAAACAUUCUAAUUUCUGUCAAAAUGACUGACCAAGGCAAACAGGCAAGGAUGAAGUGGGGUGAUUUUGGAUUGUGCCGACCCGUGAAUGAACGAGGAACAUACACAAUGAGUGGAAUCAAAGGCACUCGAUAUUGGUUUGCGCCCGAGUUGUACGAAAUUCUGGAUAACAAUGUUUUGGACAGAAAACGUGGAACAGUCAAUAGCGAUGUCUUCGCAGAAGGGCUCGUCUUCGGUUACAUUCUAUUGAAUGGAAUACAUCUCUACGGUUCAGACGAAGAAGUUAUGACAAACAUCAAACAGAAUAAACCGAUUAAUAUGGAUAAAAUUCAUAGUUUCCAUUGGACACGUAGUUUGUUAACAAAAAUGUUGACCACUAAACCUGCUGAUAGAAUCGCUUCAGGAGAUAUCGUUACUGGACUUCAUUCUAUUCAAACGAAACUUGCCGAUGUAGAAAACAAAUUGCUUCAACUGUUGGCUGGCACGAGUUCAAAAUUCAAAUUUUGCGAAACGAUCAAUUCUUUAGGUCAGCGCAGUAUCGAUGUGACAUCAAAGGACGAAAAUGGAUGGAAUGCUCUACAUUUGGUAUGUGCAAUUAACUCAAACUCAAACUUACUUGAAGCAAUCGAUUUGUUGAUAAAACUCGGAAUCGAUACCAAUGCAACUGACAACCAAGGACUGAGCGCAUUACACGUUUUGUGCACAUACAAUUCCAGUCCUGAUUUAACUGAUGCAAUCGAAUUCUUAGUCAAAAUGGGAAUGGAUGUGAAUGCAAAAGAUAAAAACGGCAAUAACGUACUCCACACUUUGUGUGCAUACAAUUCAAGCUCACAGUUAAUAGACGCAAUCGGAAAGUUAAUCCAACUAAGAGUCAACGUCAACGCAAAGAGCACCAGCGGAUUAAAUGCACUCCACGCCUUGUGUGCAAAAAAUUCAAGCUCAUAUUUAGUUACCGCAAUCCAUGUUUUAAUCGAACGCGGAAUCGACGUGAACGCCAAGGACAAGGAUGGAUUUAACGUACUACAUGCUCUCUGCACAAACAAUUUAAGCUCACAUUUCAUUGGCGCAAUCACCAGUUUACUUAAUAGUGGACUAGAUGUGAAUACAACAGACAACGUCGGACAAAACGCACUCCAUUACUUGUGUGCGAAAAAUUCAAGCUUCUAUUUAAGUGACGCAAUCGAAUUCUUAAUCCAAAUCGGAAUGGAUGGGAACGCAAAAGAUAAAAACGGCUUAAACAUACUCCACACUUUAUGCGCAAACAAUUCAAGCUCUAAGUUAAUAGACGCAAUCGAUAAGUUAAUUCAACUCGGAACCGACGUGAACGCAAAGAGUGACGGCAGCAGAUUAAACGCACUCCAUUUCCUCUGCAGAAGCAAUUCAAGCGCAAAGUUAUCAGACGCAAUCGAAAAGUUGAUUAAAAACGGAAUCGACGUGAAUGCAAAGAGCGACAGCGGAUCCAACGCAAUCCAUUACCUUUGCACAAACAAUUCAUCCUCAAAUUUGAUUGGCGCAAUCACACGUUUACUUCAAUCAGGAGUCGAUGUGGAAACAACAGACAACGACGGACAAAACGCACUCCAUUAUUUGUGUGCGAAAAAUUCAAGCCCCUAUUUAACUGAUGCAAUCGAAUUCUUAAUCCAAAUCGGAAUGGAUGGCAACGCUAAAGAUAAAAACGGCAAUAACGUACUCCACGCUUUGUGUGCAAGCAAUUCAAGCGCAAAGUUAAUAGACGCUAUCGACAAGUUGAUCAAACUGGGAAUCGACAUGAACGUUAAGAGCGACAACGGAUUUAACGCACUCCAUUACCUAUGUGCGAAAAAUUCAUCCCAACAUUUAAUUAGCGCAAUCGAACGUUUACAUCAAGCAGGAAUUGAUGUGAAAGCAACAGACAACACGGGAUAUAACGCACUCCAUAUUCUGUGCGCAAGUAACUCAUCCACAAAUUUAACUGGCGCAAUGGAAAAAUUAAUCCAACUCGGAAUCGACGUGAAAGCAAAGAAUUACGACGGAUUAAACGCACUCCAUACUCUCUGCAAGGAAAAUUUAGGCCCACAUUUGAUUGAAGCCAUCAAACUGUUGAUCCACCUGGGAAUUGAUAUCCAUGCAAAGGACCAAGAUGGAUGGAAUGCGCUCCAUUUCCUGUGCAGAUUUAAUUCCAAUGAAUACCUACGCGUCGCGGUCAAAUUUUUAAUUGAACAGGGAAUUGAGAUUAAAUCCAACGGUUAUGACGCGCAGGUUCUCUUACGCGACUAUUACCAAAAGGACAACUUGGAGGAAAUCAUAAAACUAUUUUACAAGCCGGACCUUCUUUCAAAUAAUGCCGUAAAUGAACACGUCGAAAAAAUGCAGUACUACAUAAAGGAUUUUAUAAGAAACGGUGCAUCCGGGUUAGUAUUUCGGGGUGAAUUUAAAAACCGAAAGGUUGCAGUCAAACGGAUUCAGCUGAUUGGUGAACAAGUCAACCCAGUCGACAACGAGCUAACAGCUCUUCUAGAAUUAGACCAUCCAAAUGUUGUCAAACUCCUUCACUUCGAAAUCGAUGAUACCUUCAAGUAUUUAAUUUUGGAACUAUGCAACACAGCCCUGGAUCAGCUAUUUUCAAAAUCGGACGACCACAAGAAAUAUGAAGGACCUAUACCACUCCCUAUCGAAAUGUUUCUCCAUUUAGCUUCAGGCCUUGCCUAUAUCCAUUCGCGGAAUUUAACUCACCGAGAUAUUAAACCGGAAAACAUUCUGAUUUCUGUGAAAAUGACUGACCAAGGCGAACAUGCAACGAUGAAGUGGGGUGAUUUUGGAUCUUGCCGACCAGUGAACAAACGCGGAACAUUCGCAAUGAGUGGAUUCAGAGGAACUGAAUAUUGGUAUGCUCCUGAGCUGUACGAAAUUCUCUUAGACAAUACCCUGGAAGGAAAACGGGGUACAGUUAAAAGCGAUGUCUUUGCUGAGGGCCUCGUCUUCGGUUACAUUCUCUUGAAUGGAAUACAUCUCUACGGUUCAGACGAAGAAGUUAUGACAAACAUCAAACAGAAUAAACCGAUUAAUAUGGAGAAGAUUCAUAAUUUACACUGGGCACGUAGUUUGUUAACAAAAAUGUUGACCACUAAGCCUACUGAGAGGAUCGCAUCAGGAGAUGUCGUUACUGAACUUCAAAUCAUUCAAACGAAACUUGGAUGGAAUGCUCUACAUUGGGUGUGUACAAACAACUUAAACUUAAUAAAGGAACUUGAGUUGUUGAUAAAACGCGGAAUCAACACAAACGCAAAGAGCAACGAAGGACUGAGCGCAUUACACGUUUUGUGCACAUACAAUUUCAGUCCUUAUUUAACAGAUGCAAUCGAGUUCUUAAUCAAAAGUGGAAUGGAUGGAAACGCAAAAGACAACAACGGCAUGAACGUACUCCACACUUUGUGUGCAUUCAAUUCAAGUUCAAAUUUAAUGGACCAAAUCGAAAAAUUAAUCCAACUCGGAACUGACGUGAAAGCAAAGAGCGGUAAAUUCGGAGCAAACGCCCUCCAUCUCCUCUGUGCUUACAAUUCAUCAAAUUUAAUUGAUGGAAUCGAAAAGCUAAUCCAACUCGGAAUCGACGUAAACGCAAAGACCGACAACGGAGCAAACGCACUCCAUGUCCUGUGCGCAACAAAUUCAUCCACAAAUUUAACUGAUGGAAUCGAAAAGUUAAUCCAACUCGGAAUCGACCUGAACGCAAAGGAUGACCGCGGAUUGAACGCACUCCAUGUCCUGUGCGCAAAAAAUUCAUCCACAAAUUUAAUUGAAGCCAUCAAACUGCUUGUCCAUCUUGGAAUUGAUAGACAUGCAAAGGAAAAAAACGGAUGGAAUGCGCUCCAUAUUCUGUGCAGAUUUAAUUCCAGCGAAAAUCUAUUCGACGCGGUUAAAGUUUUAAUUCAACUAGGAAUUGAGAUUAAAUCAAACCGACUUGACGCACAAGUCCUCUUACGCGACACUUACAAAAACAACAAUUUUGGGGAAAUCCUAAAACCAUUUGACAAGACAGACUCUGCCAGUAGUUAAUCAACAAAAGCGAUGUUGAAAUCUAUAGCCGUGAACCUAGGUCCAGCGAAAUGUGACAACAUCCAAUGAAAGAUUUUAGUCACACUUGUUUGCUAUGGACCUUAUUAUAUGAACCUGAUAAACAAGUUAGUCAAAUACACCAUAUACUGGAAAUAGAAUUUCAAAUGACGCAUUCCCCACAGAUGACUUACGUGGGCCAUUAGAUAAUACUAAUCUAUAGGUGCAUGAUAGUAUUCUCCGGCCUCAAUUGUAACUUCGA
Messenger RNA from Daphnia carinata, 4761 nucleotides. RefSeq lists its product as uncharacterized. Bases 93 to 4502 code for a protein of 1469 amino acids. Gene Ontology annotation, biological process: intrinsic apoptotic signaling pathway in response to endoplasmic reticulum stress; protein phosphorylation; IRE1-mediated unfolded protein response. Gene Ontology annotation, molecular function: protein serine/threonine kinase activity; ATP binding; RNA endonuclease activity. NCBI's taxonomy places the organism in Eukaryota, Metazoa, Arthropoda, Branchiopoda, Diplostraca, Daphniidae. Gene Ontology annotation, cellular component: IRE1-TRAF2-ASK1 complex. The transcript has 7 exons. The record is from RefSeq and is a predicted model, not a curated record.